AUGUCGCACCCACGCGUGGAAGAAGUCUCCGACAGCGACCCCUCCUCGGAUCCCGAGGAGGUCGACAUCGACGACUUCGACGACGCCGACAUCAUGCGCCGCGUGGAGCCAGCCGCCAAACAGCCCUCGCCCGCCCCGCGAGCAGCAGCUCCCCCCGUCCAGGCCCAGCAACUGCAGCUGGCCACCGACUCCCUCCACCCCUCGACCGACCGCGCCCACUACGCCGACUACCAGUGCCUCUACCCCAUCUACUUCGACGCCUCGCGCUCCCGCUCCGAGGGCCGCCGCGUCCCCGCCUCCCUCGCCGUGUCCAACCCCCUCGCCCGCGAGAUCGCCAACGCCUGCUCCCGCCUCCGCCUGCCCACCCUCCUCGAGCCCGACAAGAUCCACCCCCAGGACUGGGCCAACCCGGGCCGCAUCAAGGUCGGGCUCAAGGCCGCCGGCUCGGGCGCCAACGUGCCCCUGCACAACAAGCACCACCUCUUCAUCCUCGUCGCGCGCCACCUGCGCGACAACCCCACCGUCGACGACAGCCUGGGCCUGCGCGUCCGCAUCGGCGGCAAGCUGGAGCCCGAGCUGGGCAAGCCGUACCCGCGGCCGGCGGUCCCGCGGGGGUGGAAGCUCGGCGACCUGCUGCCCUACACCAGCGCCGCCAUGACGGGCGGCGGGGUGUCGGAGAACCUGUUCAAGGACAUGAUGAAGGAGAUGCAGGGCGGCGGCGACCCCAUGUCUGCUCUGAUGGGCGGCAUGGGCGGUGGCGGUGGUGGUAGCGGGGCUGGCAGCGGGGCGGAGGAGAGCAGCGGGAGCGGGAAGAAGAAGAAGGACAAGAAGAAGGGCAGGGCUUGA
Messenger RNA from Clonostachys solani, 846 nucleotides. NCBI's taxonomy places the organism in Eukaryota, Fungi, Ascomycota, Sordariomycetes, Hypocreales, Bionectriaceae. The record is from the annotation of a GenBank genome assembly.